Messenger RNA from Exophiala bonariae, 3252 nucleotides. RefSeq lists its product as uncharacterized. Gene Ontology annotation, cellular component: membrane. Gene Ontology annotation, biological process: transmembrane transport. The transcript has 9 exons. The record is from RefSeq and is a predicted model, not a curated record. The coding region runs from base 1 to 3252 and encodes 1083 amino acids. Lineage: Eukaryota; Fungi; Ascomycota; Eurotiomycetes; Chaetothyriales; Herpotrichiellaceae. Gene Ontology annotation, molecular function: protein binding; transmembrane transporter activity.
AUGCUGGUCCCGUCUCAAAUUAUUCUCACAUACGUUCGCCCCAGUUUCUGGCUAUCUGGGUUGGAGAUUACUUGGGGAAUUCUCACGGGUCUUCUGGCCGUGACCCAUAAUGCGAAGCAAGUCUAUGCAAUUCGUACAUUCCUUGGACUUUGUGAGAGCAGUGCCUGGCCGGGAAUGAUGACUCUCUUAAUGCAUUGGUAUACUCCUCUUGAGCUUGCAAAACGAAUGGGCUUCUACCACUCCUGCCAAGCGGUCGGUAGCAUGAUGUCUGGCGCUCUCCAAGCAGCAAUCAGUAGCACCCUUGAGGGCCGAAGCGGCCUGCCCGGAUGGAGGUGGCUGUUCAUAAUCAACUCGGUCAUCACUGUUGUUUGGGGCUUUGCUGGAUUUUUCAUGCUCCCAGACUACCCAAACCGUCCGAAUCCUAGAGCUGUGUGGUUCACAAAAGACCACGCUGAAAUCGCUCUUCACCGACUCACCCGCCACGGGCGUGCCGAGCCAAAGCCCGUAACUUGGGCUGGAGCCAGACGCACCUUCUCCUCUUACCUCACCUACUGUGUGGCUGUGCUGUAUAUCUGCACAGUCAUAGGGAAUCAAGGUUGGACGUACUUUGGACUGUUCCUCAGAAGCCUGAAAAAUGAGGAUGGUACAAAGACCUGGACCGUUGCCAAGGUUAAUGCCAUACCGAUCGGUGGAAGCUCAAUCCAAGUUGUGUUUGUCUGGUUUUGGGCAUUCCUUUCCGACCACUUGCAGACUCGUUGGCCAUUGAUAGUGGUUCAAGCCACGAUUGGAUUGAUUCCCGCUAUCACGAUGAGUGUAUGGACUUCGCAUCCCGAUCAAGUCAGCCUCUCUGCAGCUUACGCCAGCUACUUCAUCAACUAUAUGGUUCUGGGCACGGCCCCAUUGAUAUUUUCAUGGCUUGCGGAUAUCAUUCCACAAGAUCCAGAGGGACGAGCACUCAUUGUGGGCGCCACUAUUGCCGCAGACUAUGCCAUUGCCGCUUGGUCAAACUUUCUCAUGUGGCCAGCGAAGCAAGCCCCCCACUACAAAUAUGGCUGGGAAGCAUCCGCAGCCCUCCUGGCAACUGCAAUUAUCAUGACGUGUGUCCUGCGCUUCUUUGACAUCCGCUAUUUCAGGAAGCAAAGAGAAGAUUAUGCUUUAACUCUGGAAGGUGAGCUUACUGUGAACGACCAACAGCUGCAGGAGCAGAAGAACGGCAUUGUGGAAGAUUCAAAAAGUGAUACUGAGUGUAACGAGGAGAAGAUGGUAGCUACAAAUGCAGUAGAAUUGGAGAUGACCCUGGCAAAGCCGUACAUUUGCCAUGGACUAUCUCAGGCCUACAGUCGUUCUGUGAUACCUCGGAACUACGUUAUUUUUCUCCCACAGCAUUUGAGCCGCAGAUUCAUUCGGAGUCGCGCUCUCCCUCAUCCAUCGCCUUCAACUCGCCGCUCAGUUAGAGGUGACGAAGAUAGCAAGGAUGGAAAGGACCGUCCGCAGCUUUCAGCGCAACAGCCAUUUGAGGCAGCAGAAGACAGAGGCACCGCCUCUACCCCAUCACCACCUGAUACUCGAUUCGAUCCAAACACGAAGGAAUGGGUAGACAUUUGGCCAAGUUCUGGGAGCAAGAAGUACUCUCCAACCCUUGCAAACAAGAUACUACCUUUGAUCGAAGCAACACGAGAUGAUCAUAGAAGUCCAAAAGCAGAGCAGCCUGACCAGCUCGAGGAAAUUCUUACGGAGCCUUCACAACCACGUGUGCGAAAUCAUCGCAAUCCUCCCAAUCGUCACGAUGUGUUUUCGCCGUCGUUCCGGAAAGCCCUUCUAGGUGAGGCAAUGGCGAAGACUGAAUCCUCCCCAUCGUGGUCUCGGCCGAGGAAGGUUAUACCCCGCCACAUGCGCUCUACAGAACUCCUCGAGCAGGAGCUGCAGCUCAUCGCCCAUGAUGUCCCACAUCCUGCCCCGAUACGCAACAUUUUGAGCAUACUGAUUGAAGAUCGCCUGGUGGAACCCUCUCCUCGUCAUUAUGAGGCGUUGAUCCUGGGGAACUGUCACCCGGAGAUGGGCUCGAUUGAGUCUGUCAGAUCUAUUCUGCAGGAGAUGUUGCGCGAGGGUAUACCUAUUAUUCCAGCUGUAGCAUUUGCUGUUGUCAAGGUACUAUCCGUCCAUCCAGACAGUCUUCUUCGAGCCUACAUCAUGCAGCUAAUGGAAUCCCAAUGGAUAACCAUUCCUCCUGAUGUCGCGCAGCUAGUGAUCGUGGCGAUGAUACGCGAGGAUCAACUUGAGCUCGCUCAAGCUGAGAUUGAUAAACUGCAUGACAACGGUGUCAUCCUUCCAGAUUGGGUGUGGACCAUCUUUAUCCAUGCGCUGUGCGACCGGCGCGAUUUCGAGGCCAUUCUUCAAUUAUUUGAUACGCUAUCUGACCAAGGUCGCACUGUCACCCGGCCGACUCUGCUACAUGUGCUCCAGGAUGCCAGUUCAGUCAUGGAACGUGAUACGACGAAACAUAUCUGGCGAUUCUAUGUUGAGUCCAUGCACAUCAUUCCAGAUGAGGCCAUUUGCAUGAAUGUUAUGGCUAUGGCUGCUCAUUACAAUGACCUGAUUUUGGCGGAGUCGGUGGCGAUUGUGUUGCAAAACGUGACGGCUUCUACUGUCUUUGGGCCGUUGAAACAAGCACCAGGCUCUGACGCCCUUGAUAGCCCAGCUGGUUCCAAGUUUGAAGACAGUGAUAUUUUGACCGACCAAACUCAGGGCGACGAGCUAGAUACAGUUGAGGACUUCCAAGGCACUAGGCGAUCUGGCUCUUAUGCACAGCGGAGUUCAGGAUCAGAUGCCUCCGGUACCAAUGUGGCUCGAUCUCCACAUUCGGAUCACGGUCGCAAGGCAUCUGCACGAAGCGAAGUACCCAUAGCCAACAAGCCUUUACAAGCAAGCCCUUUUACCAGACAGGGAGAACCAGCCAUUGUGGUCAAGAAUAUCUCGCUCCUACGCAAUCUUUCCGAGAAAGCUCAAGCUCUCCUAGAUUCGGUCCGCGCAGUUCACCGACAUUCCUCCAAAGAUCCCAAGCACUAUCGAUUAGGGAAUGUCUUCCCUCUGUUUCGUGAAGACAUGGGACUCAGAGGAGCGAGGUUUGAUCCCAGGUUAGCUCUUCAAAGGCGGCAAGAUUGGUGGCUUCGACCAGUUCCGAGCGAGAGGAAGAGAACCGUCAGUGCCAGCAGGAGAUCAAAGAGCAGGGGAUCAAAGCCACGCGCAGGUUGA